Messenger RNA from Nycticebus coucang (slow loris), 525 nucleotides. RefSeq names its product KiSS-1 metastasis suppressor (gene KISS1). NCBI's taxonomy places the organism in Eukaryota, Metazoa, Chordata, Mammalia, Primates, Lorisidae. Gene Ontology annotation, cellular component: neuron projection. Gene Ontology annotation, biological process: G protein-coupled receptor signaling pathway; positive regulation of cytosolic calcium ion concentration. The transcript has 2 exons. Gene Ontology annotation, molecular function: kisspeptin receptor binding. The coding region runs from base 15 to 428 and encodes 137 amino acids. The record is from RefSeq and is a predicted model, not a curated record.
AUCUCCUCACCAGGAUGAACUGCUUGGUUUCUUGGCAGCUACUGCUUUUCCUCUGUGCCACCUCCUUUGGACAGCCAUUGGAAAAGGUGGCACCUGCGGAGAAUCCUAGACCCACAGGCCAGCGGCUCAGACCCCUGGGCCUCCUGGCCCGCUGGGAGCAGAGCCCGAGGUGUGCAGAGAGGAGACUCCCCACUGUGGGGCUCAGCCCUCGGGAGGCCCCGCUGUGCCCGCCCCCUGAGAGCUCCACAGGGCCCCAGCGGCCUGGCCUCUGUGCCCCUCGCAGCCGCCUGAUCACCGCACCGCGGGGCGCGGUGCUGGUGCAGCGGGAGAAGGACCUGUCCGCCUACAACUGGAACUCCUUCGGCUUGCGCUACGGCAAGCGGCAGACAGAACCCGGAAGCCGCGGCGACCGCGCUGGGCGGGGCUGAACGCGCAGGUGCCGACCUUGAACUUCCAACCCGGAAUGAGGGGUUGGAGCCCGCUGAGACUGGGGCGGGCACACAGGGAACCUCAAGCGAGACUGGA